Molecule: messenger RNA, 1628 nt
Organism: Ricinus communis (castor bean)
Lineage: Eukaryota; Viridiplantae; Streptophyta; Magnoliopsida; Malpighiales; Euphorbiaceae
Product: UDP-glycosyltransferase 74E2
Exons: 2
Coding region: 70-1473 (467 amino acids)
Molecular function (GO): UDP-glycosyltransferase activity
Source: RefSeq, a predicted model, not a curated record
CUUCACAGCAGCGUCUGCCUUUCUCCACAUUUAUGUGCAUGAGCACAGAAGGAAAAAACGAACAAAGAAAUGGAGAAAGAAGAGCAGUUUAGAGCAGCAUCACAAAACCAUGUCCUUGUCUUCCCUUACCCAGUGCAAGGUCAUAUAAACCCAAUGCUUCAAUUAUCAAAACGCUUAGCUUCAAAAGGCCUAAGAGUCACCUUAGUAGCCACAUCUUCCAUUGCUAAAGCCAUGAAAGCAUCUCACGCAAGUUCAGUCCAUAUAGAAACAAUUUUUGAUGGAUUCGAAGAAGGCGAAAAGGCAUCAGAUCCUAACGCAUUCGACGAAACAUUCAAGGCAACAGUACCAAAAAGUUUGGUUGAGCUCAUAGAGAAACAUGCUGGCUCUCCAUAUCCAGUCAAGUGUUUGAUCUACGACUCAGUAACGCCUUGGCUUUUUGAUGUUGCUAGACGUUCAGGAAUUUAUGGAGCUUCUUUUUUCACUCAGUCUUGCGCGGUUACUGGUUUAUAUUACCAUAAAAUUCAAGGAGCACUGAGAGUUCCUUUAGAAGAGUCUGUGGUUUCACUGCCUUCAUAUCCUGAAUUGGAGUCGAAUGACUUGCCAUCUUAUGUUAAUGGGGCAGGGUCAUAUCAAGCCAUAUACGAUAUGGCUUUUAGUCAGUUUUCAAAUGUGGAUGAGGUCGAUUGGCUUCUGUGGAAUACCUUUAAUGAGCUUGAGGAUGAGGUUGUGAAUUGGAUGAAAAGCAAGUGGCCUAUCAUGCCAAUAGGACCAACAAUUCCUUCAAUGUUUUUAGACAGGCGAUUAGAGGAUGAUAAAGACUAUGGCCUCAGCCUCUUCAAGCCCAACUCGGACGCUUGCAUGAAGUGGCUAGACUCAAAGGAAGCAAGGUCAGUUGUUUACGUAUCAUUCGGAAGCCAGGCUGCCCUGGAAGAAGAUCAAAUGGCAGAAGUGGCCUGGGGACUAAGAAGAAGCAACAGUAACUUCUUAUGGGUAGUAAGAGAAUCAGAAGCGAAAAAGCUUCCAGCCAACUUUGCAGAGGAGAUAACAGAAGAAAAGGGUGUGGUUGUAACAUGGAGUCCUCAAUUAGAAGUUCUAGCUCACAAGUCAGUCGGUUGUUUUAUGACUCAUUGUGGGUGGAAUUCAACACUAGAGGCGCUGAGCUUGGGAGUGCCAAUGGUGGCAAUGCCACAGUGGACGGAUCAGCCAACAAAUGCCAAGUUUGUUACCGAUGUCUGGCGAGUAGGAGUUAGAGUAAAGGUUGAUCAAAAUGGGAUAGUCACGCAAGAGGAGAUUGAGAAAUGUAUUAGGGAAGUGAUGGAAGGGGAAACAGGGAAGGAGAUGAGGAUGAAUUCUGAAAAAUGGAAGGAGUUAGCGAGAAUUGCUGUAGAUGAAGGUGGAAGCUCAGACAAGAACAUUGAGGAAUUUGUUUCAAAACUUGUAUGCAAUUCCAUUAAUGGUACUAAAGUACAGUGAGACUACUGUACUAAUAGGCCCUAACGAGCAUAAAGAAGGCAUUCCAUUUCUAUAGAAUUUCAUGUUGCUAUCAUAAUAAACCUCGAAAGUGAGUGGAAUUCCUUCUGUGGAGGAAAAUAACUAUUAAUGCCAUUGUUCAUUGGUAUUUGAGACCA